This is a messenger RNA of Musa acuminata AAA Group (dessert banana), 1054 nucleotides long. Its product is annotated as oil body-associated protein 1A-like. The transcript is spliced from 3 exons. The record is from RefSeq and is a predicted model, not a curated record. The coding region runs from base 101 to 805 and encodes 234 amino acids. NCBI's taxonomy places the organism in Eukaryota, Viridiplantae, Streptophyta, Magnoliopsida, Zingiberales, Musaceae.
ACAAGGUUUAUAUGCCAUGAACAUAACGAAGCCAUUAACACAUUCUUGACAGUCUGCAACCCAGAGAUCGGUGUGGAGCGUGAGUGCAACAAGUGCCACCAUGGCGUCCACCCAUGUCAACGUUCCCGGUAAGCCCGCCGAGACUAGCACCGCCCUCCUGGAGACGGCCGCCGCUGCCAUCCAAGGCUUCGAUCCCAUCAACAAGAUCCACCAACACCUCUGCGCUUUCCACUUCUACGGGGACGACAUGACGCGGCAGGUGGAAGCACACCACUUCUGCUCGCACCAGAACGAGGAGAUGCGGCAGUGCCUGAUCUACGACGGCGAGGGGCCGCGUGCGAAGUUGAUCGGCGUGGAGUACAUUGUGUCGGAGGCGCUGUUCCUGGCGCUGCCGGACGACGAGAAGCCGCUGUGGCACUCCCACGAGUACGAGGUGAAGAGCGGGAUGCUGUUCAUGCCGCAGGUGCCCGGCGCCGUCCAGCGACCGGACAUGGAGCAGGUCUGCAAGACAUACGGCAAGACUUACCAUUUCUGGCAGGUGGACCGCGGCGAUGAGCUCCCGCUCGGCCUUCCCCAGCUCAUGAUGGCGUUCACCCGAGACGGGCAGCUGCGACAGGAAUUAGCCAAAGAUAUCGAACGCCGGUACGAGAUCUCUUUUGAGGAGGAGACGGAGAAGAGGAGGUACAUGGCAGGUCCAGAUCAUGGAAUUCACCCACUGGCUAAUGGACCAGGGAAAGGGCGGAGAUUGGCGCUGAGAGAGGUGGAUGUUCCUCCAGUUGGUUCUGUGCCAAGAGCCUUCAUUUGAUAUGAAUGAUAACUUGUUGGAGUCAGUAAUCAUCGGUCUAAGUUACUACAUACCUGCAGUUUCUUGUUGGUGUAGUCAAAUAUUUUGGUCUACUUGUACAGUUGGCAAUAAAAGUGCAUGCUUUCAGAGAAAACAGUGAGGCGAUCUUGGUAAGAUGAUGAAGAUUUUUUAGCUAUCAAACCUCAAUUAUAAUUUUCAAAGAAUAGCAAACAUGGUUUAUAUUCUUAUUUUCUAUCAAUCAUUGAUUGU